ACCGAAUCAACAACGCAAAAUGAGGGCAGAGCAUCUUGGUCAACUGUGCAAACGCUGUAGCGUACAUGAGGCCACGCUUACUGUGCGAAAUGAGCCACUCUGCAAGGAAUGUUUUUCAAAAUACAUUCAUACUAAAGUGGUGAAGCGGAUGGAGGCCUUUCGCACGAGACAUGCUUCUGCUACUCAAGAACGCAAGCUUCUUCUCCCAAUCUCUCUUGGUGUGUCAUCAGUAACCCUACUUCAUAUCCUAGAUCGCCAUCUUCAAGGCCAGAAGCAAAAAACUGGUCGUGUGGGAUUUUCGUUACACGUGUUGUACGUCAGAUCGCCGGAAAGGACAGAUGAUCUAGCAAUCAAAUUCAAUGCUGUGAAAGAAGCAUAUCCAAAUCACACUUUUUCCAUGAUUGAUUUGGAGACUCUUUUCACCGAGAAAGAAAACCUAAGGACUAUCCUGGACAGCUUACCCUCUGCAACCUCGGCGGCAGAUGUUCUAUCAAUCUUACAAAAAAGACUGGCCGUCGAGUUCGCAAAACUUCACUCAUGCGAAGGUAUCCUCUGGGGAGACUCCACGACCAAACUCGCAGAGAAAGUAUUGGUUGAAACUUCCAAAGGGCGUGGUUUCUCCCUCCCGUGGCAAGUAGGGGACGGUGCCUCGCCCUACAGUAUCCCUUUCUACUAUCCCAUGCGAGACGUCCUCAAGAAGGAACUUAUUGCCCACUCUCGGCUUACAGACCCACCUCUAGCGCUACUUAUGGACACAAGGGUGUUUGAAACGACGCAGGCUCCGCCGAGCGCAAAGGACACGACGAUAGACGUGGUGAUGAAGGGUUAUUUCGAGGACGUGGAGCAGAGUUUCCCAAGCGUCAUAAGUAAUGUCGUGAGAACGACGGAGAAGCUCAUUGCUCCAAAGGCAAAGGAGGAUGUUGCCCGGUGCAGGCUAUGCGUACUGCCUCUUCCAGAGGGAAGAUCAGGAGUUCGGGAUUGGGGCGGACAUCAAGAAGAGCAGAACGAGCCAGAUCCCGGGACUAGACUUUGCUACGGGUGCUCAAGGUCGAUUCCAGAAAGGCUCAUUCCAUUAUUACCUUGAACACCGGUCUUUCGAGUUGGACUUUACGCAAACCCACGCUACGACGAGCACGUUCAAGUCUGCUUUCACAUCCACACACCAUGUUUCAAGAUAAUCCCUAUAGUUCAACCAUCUCUAGAAUACUGGUUCAAUUUACUAAGUCUUCCCCAAUGCACAUUGUAAGGUUCAUAGAAUCAGUUCUUGCAAGGGUAAAGUACAUGGGUCCACAAUGGCGGCUCGAUAGUCUUAAGCCAAAUCGAAGUGAACAUAUUAUAGAGAUACCUAGCACAUAAAUUGCCAAAGAGCGGUGACGAGC
This is a messenger RNA of Verruconis gallopava, 1379 nucleotides long. RefSeq lists its product as uncharacterized. The record is from RefSeq and is a predicted model, not a curated record. Gene Ontology annotation, molecular function: sulfurtransferase activity; tRNA binding. The transcript has a single exon. Gene Ontology annotation, cellular component: cytosol. Gene Ontology annotation, biological process: tRNA wobble position uridine thiolation. The coding region runs from base 20 to 1084 and encodes 354 amino acids. Lineage: Eukaryota; Fungi; Ascomycota; Dothideomycetes; Venturiales; Sympoventuriaceae.